AUUCGAAAUCCCCGCCCCCUCUCUGACAAUGGCCGCUCCGCCGCCGGUGCUCACCCUGGUGGUGGAGAAAGGUCCACGCAAGGGAGAGACCCGGCAGUGCGCCGCCGGAUCCGCGCUCCGCGUCGGGCGCGUCGUCAAGGGCAACCACCUCGCCGUGCGCGACGUGGGCGCGUCCCAGCAGCACCUCGCCAUCGAGUUCCUCCCGCCGCCCGCCGCCCGAUGGGCCGUCUCCGACCUCGGCUCCUCCAACGGCUCAUUUCUCAACGGCGCGCCCCUCGCGCCCAACGUCCCCGCCCCGCUCUCCGAUGGGGACUCCAUCAAGAUCGGCGAGUCCACCGUGCUCGCCGUGUCCAUCUCCUCCGAUUCGGAUCUGAACGCCGCCGCUGCUGCCGGCCCCGAACCUAGGCGCUCCUCGCGCUACACGGCGGCGGCGGCGGCGGAGGAGAAGCCCCCUGCGGCGACUCGCCGGGGCGCGCGGAAGAAGGCCGCGGUGGCCGAGAUCCCCGAAGUGGAGAAUGAAGUGCCGGACGCGGCGGUAGUGGUGUUGGAGGAGGAAAAGGCCCGCCCGGCUACGCGCCGGGGCGGACGUGGCAAGGCAGCUGCUGCGGUGCCCGCGGAAGAGACAGAGGAGGUUGUAGAGUUGAGGCCCCAUGGGGGGCGGAAGAAGGCAGAACAGCCCCCUGAACUAGAAAAGGAAGAGGAGGAGAAGGAGCCCCCUGUAGCGACGCGCCGUGGUGGACGGAAGAAGGCGGAGCAGCCCCCUGAACAAGAGAAGGAAAAGGAGGCCCCCGUAGUGACGCGCCGUGGUGGACGGAAAAAGGCCGCGGAACCCGCUGAAUUGGAGAAGGAAGAGGAGAAGGAGGAAGCAGUGGUGGUGACACACUGUGGUGGGCGGAACAAGACCACGGAGCCCCCUGAACCUGAGAAGGAAGAAGAGGCCGAGGCCCCGGUCGUUACGCGUGGCAGGAGGAAGAAGAAUGCAGUGCCGGUCGCCCCUCCGCCACAGCCUCCAAAGACAAGGUCCAGAAGGGGCCAGGGAAGGGUUGCAAGGACCACUAGUACAAGGAGCACCGUUCUUGAGGAUGAGGAUGUGGAGGAAGAGGAGGAAAAUGAGGUGGCUGCACCAAGAGAGCUGCCAGGGAAUCUGAUGGCUUUGACGGCAGUAAAGGAUGGUGUGGAGGAGAAGGGGGAUAAGGUGGUAGCUGGGGAUGUAGAAAUUGAGGUGGCUGCAAAGACAUCGGAGGAGGAAGUCCUCAAGGGGAGGGUCAGUGCUCAAUGUGGUGCUUCUGACAAUGUGGGUGAUGAAGAAAUGGGUGUUGGAGUAGAGGAAGAUGAUGACAUUGGGGGGUUGGUUGGAAGUGGGGGAGAGCUAGGGGAUGGGGUGAAGGUGAAACAUGCUGGUAGAAGCAGCCUUGAGACCAUGACAUUGGGGGAGUGGUUUGACCGGAUGGAAAUAUACCUCCCAGGGACGAUCAACGAGGCUGCUGAUAAGAUGAUCGCUGAGUUGGAGGAGAAACAAAAGCGUAUCCAUGAGUACAUUGCGACGCUUGGUAAUAGCUCUAACCCUUACUGAAAAUUAUGUCGUCCAGGCUGGAGAAUGACCAGAAAAUACACUGGAGUUGUUCCUGUGGUGACAAUCUGUGCUUACUAAAGAAAGAAUCAAUGGUGGCUUUGUCCUUUUGGAUAGUAGGGGUAGCUGGUAGUAGUUUCAUAUGUUGACUUUUUCUCUUUGGGUUGUGAUUAGCUUAGUAUUUAUGUAUGUAUUGGUAUUUCUGUGUGGUUUCAGCAAGGUGUAGUUGGUCCUAUUUAUGCACUUUACUCAUUGUAAUGUCAGAACACUUGGUUUCAACAAUGAAAUUGAUAGCUUACCCCCCUUGUCAUAA
Molecule: messenger RNA, 1883 nt
Organism: Lolium perenne
Lineage: Eukaryota; Viridiplantae; Streptophyta; Magnoliopsida; Poales; Poaceae
Source: RefSeq, a predicted model, not a curated record